AUGGCCGAUGUCCUGACUGUCACCUACCCACAUGCGGCCGUCUCCCCCAGGAAGGGUGCUGUCCCGGGGGCUUCAGUGGCAGUGAGCCUCCUGCCCCGGGUGUGCCGGCGGGGUCAGGGCCAGGCCCAGGGCUGUGCCUCCAUCCAGGCUCUAACCUGUGCCUUACUUGCCUUCUCCCAGCUGCUCCACAGGCCAGCAGAGGGCCUGGGGCAGACGAGGGUCACCAAGGAGGAGGCCGAGUCGGCCAGGCCCCAGCCUCACCCCAAGGCUCCGGGAAGACAGCCGGGUCAGGUCCACCCCGAGACUCGGGGUGCCCCGCGCACGCGGCGGAGCCGCCCGGGAAGGCUCGGCCGGUCGCCCCAGGCCUUCGCGGGGGAGCCGGGCGGGGACGCAGCGCCGCGAACGCCGGGGGAUCGGCUCGACCAGAGCGGCUCCUCGUCCGCCCGGCAGAGCCGGGUAACGGUCGGGCGGGCUUCUACGCACGCGGCGUACCGGCAGCGCCGCCGCCCGGCCCCUGAGGCGCCAGCGCCGGUGGCCGGCACGCACCCGCGGCCCGCCCCGCCCGGGGGCGCCUUGGCGCUGAGCCCCGGCGGGAGACUGGACGGCGGCAGAGCGCGGGGGCCCAGCUGGCCGUGGCGGAAAUGGAAGCAGCUGUCGAGGUUACAGCGGACGGUGGUCCUCUUCCUGCUGGUGGUCGUGAUGCUCUUCGGCCUCUUGUCCUAUGUCCACGUGGCCGACGAGUGGACAGCUGUGGACAGCAGGUCGGCAGCAGCAGGGCAGAUGAGACCAGCAAAUCCUCCCGUCUUGCCAGCUCCUCAGAAAGCAGCUGAGAACCCGGAGGCCGUGGCGGGGCUGUCGCCUCAGGUACUUGGAGUAAACUGGGUGCUCUGUGCUAGGUGCAUGCUCCUGCGGGUUGGGGUUGACGUCAACCUGUUUGAGAGCACAAUCCGGAUCCUGGGGGGGCUUCUGAGUGCCUUCCACCUGUCUGGGGACAUCCUCUUCCUGAAGAAGGCUGAGGAUUUUGGAAAUCGGUUAAUGCCUGCCUUCCGAACACCCUCUAAGAUUCCAUACUCCGAUGUAAACAUUGGCACUGGAGUUGCUCACCCACCCCGAUGGACCUCUGAUAGCACGGUGGCUGAGGUGACAAGCAUUCAGCUGGAGUUCCGAGAGCUCUCUCGUCUCACGGGGGAUAAGAAAUUUCAGGAGGCCGCAGAGGAGGUGACGAGACGCGUGCAUGCGCUGCACGGGAAGCUGGACGGGCUGGUGCCCAUGUUCAUCAACACCAACAGCGGCAGCUUCACCCACCUGGGCGUGUUCACCCUGGGCGCCAGGGCCGACAGCUACUACGAGUACCUGCUGAAGCAGUGGAUCCAGGGCGGGAAGAAGGAGAGGCAGCUGCUGGAAGACUACCUGGAAGCCGUGGACGGGAUCAGGAAGCACCUGCUCGCGAGGUCUGAGCCCAGGAAGCUGACCUUCGUGGGGGAGCUCAACCACGGCCGCUUCAGCACCAAGAUGGACCACCUGGUGUGCUUCCUGCCGGGGACACUGGCUCUGGGUGCCCACCACGGCCUGCCUGCUGAACACAUGGAGCUGGCCCAGGCACUCAUGGACACCUGCUACCAGAUGUAUCGUCAGAUGGAGACAGGGCUGAGCCCCGAGAUCGCACACUUCAACCUCCACCACACGAAGAUCCUUAAGGAUGUUCAGGUGAAGGCGGCCGACAGACACAACCUCCUGCGGCCCGAGACCGUGGAGAGCCUGUUCUACCUGUACCGCCUCACGGGCGACCACAAGUACCAGGACUGGGGCUGGGAGAUCCUGCGCAGCUUCAACACCUACACGCGGGUCCCCUCGGGCGGCUAUUCUUCCAUCAGCAACGUCCAGGACCCCCGCCACCAGCCCAGGGACAAGAUGGAGAGCUUCUUUCUGGGAGAGACGCUCAAAUACCUGUAUCUGCUCUUCUCCGACGACCCCGACCUGCUGAGCCUGGACACCUACGUGUUCAACACAGAGGCUCACCCCCUGCCCAUCUGGGCCCCCUCCUAGGGCGGGAUGGCUCAUGAGUAGGCGCUGCCCAGGAGGCUGAUAUGUGCUGUCCGUGAGGAUGCCUGUUGGCAAGACCCGGGCCCUGACCUUGGCUGUGAGGUGUCCCCUCAGCUGGCGGCACGUGCUCCGGGCCGGGCUGGUGACAGAGGCCGGCG
Bubalus bubalis (water buffalo) is the source of this 2201-nucleotide messenger RNA. Its product is annotated as endoplasmic reticulum mannosyl-oligosaccharide 1,2-alpha-mannosidase-like. Lineage: Eukaryota; Metazoa; Chordata; Mammalia; Artiodactyla; Bovidae. Gene Ontology annotation, biological process: N-glycan processing; carbohydrate metabolic process. Gene Ontology annotation, cellular component: endoplasmic reticulum; membrane. The record is from RefSeq and is a predicted model, not a curated record. Gene Ontology annotation, molecular function: calcium ion binding; mannosyl-oligosaccharide 1,2-alpha-mannosidase activity.